UGGGAACUCUAUUCACUCCAUUGAGGAUAGACCAGGCAGCACACCGCACCGCACCGCAUAGGAAAGCAGGACGGUACCCGACUGAGCUAUCGGCAUAGACACUGAGAGUUCAGCCUUACCCGAGCACUCAUCAUGGCCGAUGUGGACGAGAGUCCGUUUUCCCUCAUGAGUCUGGAGGACGAGCUGACCUGCAGCAUUUGUCUGAGCCCCUUUGACUGUCCGGUGACUCUCCCCUGCGGACACAACUUCUGUCAGGACUGCCUUCUCGCCAGCUGGAAGGAUACCUACAGCUGUCCUCAGUGUCGGACCCUCUUCGCCACCAAGCCGGAGCUGAAGAAAAACACGGUCCUCAGCACUGUUGUGGAGACCUUUACCUUGAGGUCCAACAAAAAGGAGGGCGAGCAGGUCACAGAAGAGACCCACGAAAAAGAAGAAGAGAAGAAAGAUGACGUCAUACGGUGUGACACCUGUAUGGAGGCAGAAGCGUCCCAGACCUGCCUCACCUGCAUGGCCUCUUUCUGUGAGGAGCACCUUCGUCCUCAUCGGGAGAACCCCGUUUUUCGACUUCACCAUCUGAGCAAGCCUGUCGGGGACCUGUUAGAGCGCAUCUGUCCGGACCACAACAAGCUGAUGGAGCUCUUCUGCAGCAAACACGGACGUCCCAUCUGCAGCUUGUGUCUCCAGCAGGUCCACAAAGGCUGCCCAUUCAUUUCCCCUGAGGAGCAGAGGAACCAGAAAGAGUCUGACCUGAGAAACAAGUCGUUGACGCUUGCCGGGAAGAUUACAAAGAAUGAGACUAUUCUGUCUCAAAUGACAGACAUUCAGAACAGGCUAAAGAAUUCAGCAAUCAACAGGAAAGAAGCUUUAGUGUCCGAGUAUCAGCAGAUGCGGGAUAUGUUGGCAAGAGAGGAGCGUGACUCUCUGACUGCAGUGGAUCGAGAGAUGGAGACCGGGCAGCUGAAACUUGAUGUUCUGAGGAAGAAGUUCACUGAGAAUGUCAACAAUCUGACCAAAGCUAAAGAAGAUAUCCACAAUCUGCUGACUCAGUCCCACACUCUGGACUUCCUAAAGGCUUCAUUUGACCUGCCCCAGUCCGCAAGCUUUGAACCUUACUCCCCUCAAAUCACACUGGACUCCAAGAAGGUGACAGCAACUCAGGCCUUUGCCUCAGCCCUGAAGCAGCAUCUGACAGAAAUCUUCAAGCAGCCUGUAGAGACCAGACUUCUCACACUAAACCCAGAAGUAAAAACUAGCGAUGUUGAAUCUGAUAAGAAAGAACCUCCUGCUUCAGGACCUUCAGAAUCGGCAGAUUCGCAAAAGCAGAAGAGGAAGCCCAGGUCCCACAGUCCAGGUCGCCCACCUGUGCAGCCAAAUUUCCAGCCAGCGCCUGGUUUUCAAUAUGGAAACUUUUACCAACCUCGGUUUCCCCACGGUGAAAUGCGACACCCUGGCCCAAGAAUUCCACUUAUGAGACCUGGGCCUUUCCUGGAUCCUGAGUGGCAGACGUUCAUGGAGCAGCACAGACUCCCCAGACCCAACAGUGCUGGAUCUCAACCAAAAGAAGGCCAGAAGAAGAAAGCUCAAAAAAAUACUAAAAAAGGUUCCCAGUCUGAAGACAAAAAGGGAAACAAAAACAAAAACCGUUCAAUGGAAAACCUGUUGGAUUUAGAUGAGGAAAACAAGACACCUGCAGCUGAGUCCACACAGAUACCAGAAACUACAGAUGUUCCCCCGAACAUAACAUCUGCUGAAAAGAGAAGUGAACUUCUUAAAUAUGGCACUGUGCUCACUUUGGAUCGAAAGACGGCCCACAAACGCAUCGAACUGAAAGAGGGCUUCACUGUGGCUACUGUGUCAGAUGAACAUGCAGACUACCCUGACUGCCCUGAGCGCUUUGCUGUCUGUUCCCAGGUGCUGGCCUCUAAAGGUUUCUCUAGAGGGCGUCACUACUGGGAAGUCAAAAUGAGCAGCAACAACUUCAUUGGCAUAGGGUUGGCUUACAAGAGCAUUGACCGCAAAGGUCCCACCAGUCGCCUGGGCCGCAACGCCCAGUCCUGGUGUGUCGAGUGGUUUAACGUCAAACUGUCUGCAUGGCAUAACAGCAGUGAGACUGUGCUGGAAAAUCCCAACUCAAAGCGUGUAGGUGUGCUGUUGGAUUGUGAGAAUGGGGUUGCUACGUUCUACAAUGUUGCAGACCGGGCUUAUCCCUUCCACUCCUUUGUGUUCCCCUUUGCUGAAGCGGUUUAUCCAGCCUUCUGGAUUUUCUCAAGUGGCUCGUCCAUUUCUUUGUGCAAGCUUCAGCCAUGAGGAGCAUGUGCAUGUAAACGGCAUAUGAAAGCCAACACAUGCUCAGCCAGCACUUUUUAUUUCAGUAAUAAUGGGAAGAUUAUUUACUGGUUGCAUUUAGAAGGCCAGUCCUACAUGUCUAAAAGAGAAAAUCAACCCUUAAGCUAGGGUGGGCGAUUUAUUUCUCAAACAGAGCGGAAUCAUAAUAGAAAAUUAUUUUAUUUACCUUUUGCAGGCUUUAUUAGAGUGUUUAGUGUUUAGUCAUUUAUGUAAUAGAAAAUGAUGGCUAACCUGCCUUUUUAGGUUUCUACCCAAAUUAAGUCUUUCCUCGCAGUUUUUAUUUAACAGCUAAUGCUUGCUUGUUAGUGCAUGACAAUGGCAGAAAAGGGUAGUUCAAUAUGGUUUGGGAUUAUUAUAAGGGUUCACUCUUCUCUCCUACGUUCUUUGUAGACUCUCCCUGCAUAAUAGGUGCAGUGCACAAGUUGUGUGCUUUCUCAAUUGAGCUUACUCUUGCUGGUUUCUGUUGAUUUGCCUAUCCCAGCUGAUGAAUGCAAAGGUUGAUGAUAAGAAGGUAAAUUUUAAUGUUAAGAGGCUGACCAGUUAUACAACUGGGGAUGUUGUCUUCUUUUAGGUCAAAAGGCCUUUGUUGUCUGCACGGUGACAAACAAAUGGUAUUUUAUGCUGUUAGGAUGUACUGUGAAGAAGCUUUCUGUACAUCUGCUUUCAAUCAAAAAGUAUAAAAGUAUAGAUCGUGGUGAUUAUUCUUUACCACUUGUGAAUACAACUGAAAUAGAAAAAAACGUUAACAGCAUGAUACAGCUAAUGUCUCAAGCUGCAACUAAUUAUGCUAGAAGCUAUAUACAGCAUCUAAGUAUCGUUAAAGUUACAGCAAAAGUGAAGACUACUGAAACAAAGAAAGAGCAAUCUUGUAUUUAACGUCCGCAACCAAGCUGACUGUCGCACACUAAUGCAGUCCACACUCCUUCAUGACUCCUCAAAACAAGACUAAUGGUUGUUUUUUAGUUAGCAUUCUUUUAAAAGACAAUGCUGUGAUCAGUAGUAUAAAUGAUGACGCUUGCUUCUUUUAAAAGUAACCAAUGAUACAUUUUAAAGUGAGGCAUACUGUCGGCAACAUUAAGAUGUAAUGCACAGAGCACACUGUAUACUUACUGUACAGCAUGUGUGUGAUAGUGUCCCUCAUGUUCAGAUGAAUCUAGCAAAAUACGUAUGCUCUGCCAUCAUGCAUAGCCACCAUUACUGCAGGAGAAAUUUGGUGUGUACUGCUGCCUGCUGAAUGUUGCAGCAGCAUGGACAGUUGGGAUAAGGACAUUAGAAGGUAACUUAAUUAGGUGAUCUUAACAUAAUUUGAAUUCUACAUAUGAAACAUUGGUUAGAACAGUGAUUAGAUAAUCCAACUGUGGAGGUUAGAACAGCUGCAUUAUCUCAUCACAGACUUGUUUUGUUGGCAAAUACUUUUUUAAAAACAGUCAAUAGAAAAGGAUUUCCUAUUUUUGGCCAGUGCAACUGUUCUAAUAAUUACAUGCAGCUCUGACCUGAAUAGCUAGCUAGUAGAGGAACGUUAUUUACAAGCUCAUGCCUUGAGUUGUGUGGUGAUGAACAACCUAAUGUCAUCUACAGGUCACAGCCAAAGGUGCCAAUAAUUGAAAUACUUUUGAUCCACUUCUGAAGGAUAUCUCAGUCGCAGCCAAUGAUUCUGUCUAAGGUGUUAGCUCUCAUACAGGGGGACACUUAAUGGACUAAAGGGUCUUGUUUUGUGCACUUAGUUUAUUCCAAAAGUUUCAAAUUUAUCAUGACUGUUGGAGCAUGUGAGAACUCCACAGGUUCUUCUUGAUGUCCUUUAGUUUGUUGUCAAAAGUAAAGUAACGUGAAAAGUACGAUAAAAGUUAAAAACUGAUCACUUCUUAGGACAGCUUGCUUUUAAACGAGCAGUUGUUGGAGGGAGACACCACUGCAGUGAUGGCAGAUUGUGAACUUCGCCAAUUUGUCUGAUUUGUCUAUAUUAACACUGCAGGUUCUUUAUUAUACACAGCACACUCAUAACUUGGACAAUGGUUGUGAAUGUGACUGGAUAAAGAAGAUAGUGUUUGCAGGAAGUUACAGUAUGUGACACGUUACUGCCUGUGUUCAAAGGUAGCUCUAUGGCAAGGGUUUAUUUGUUUUCAUAUCAGUUGAUUCAAUAUGUGUUAUAUGAAUAACUGCUCUUGACCUUACAGAGUGUCCUUAGCUAAAAAUGUAGUGUGUUUGAUUCAGAAUGUGAAAAUAAAUGAACUGCUUUAAAAUCCUGCAUGUACAGCAGUACCAGAACUGCCCUAACAAAGUUAUGUACUUUGCAUACCAUAUACAUACAGUCGGGUUGCACUACCAGUUGCAAAUGCAACUGGAUGAAAUAGGACAACCUGUAAUUUUGGGCAUAUUGCUUUUGACAUACAUGGAUCAGGAUACAAGUCGUUUCUGGGAUAAUUGAUGCCAUGGGGAAAUCUGUAUUGCAACCAUAAGCAGUGUGUUUAACUUAUUCACCCAACCCAGCUUAAUGGGUUGUCUCUGAGAAGUUUAACUAGAAAGAUAUCUGUCUUAGUGGCAUGGUUGGUUCUUCAGUGAACAUAAGCAGUGUACCCUAUGGGUGAUUUAUUGAAGCAUCUCAUUUUCAUCAAGACAAGUUAAUAUAUUGUUUUUGUCACUCAGUACACUGGCACUGCCUCAAGACUUUGAUGAGAGGAAAAGUCAUGUAGACUCUGUUCUCUUCAAGUAAUGAUCCCUUUCUCUCUUUCUGCAUUGCGUUACAUGGCAUCUGGGUCUGGAAAUAAUGAGGCUAUUAGGAACAAUGCAACAAUGAUCCUUGGCCAGGUUGAAACCAGGAUGUUAUGCAAGCAUGGUUUGCCCCAUAGAAAAACAAUGUUUGUUCAUUUUUAUAUCUAUGGUAGGCAUAUCAAAACAACAAGCCAUCAGGAUGCUCUGUUGGCUCUCCAUAAGCUGCAAGGGAAUAGUAAGGUGUGUAGUUUCACAGUACUUGUUCUCUAUAUCUUGAGAUAUAUUUGCUAAAAUGCACUAAUGACUCUAAAAACAGCGGUUUGUUUCUUGAUGUUGUGGCAAACGAGUAUGCUGUAUGUUGGUCUGUGCUAACUGAUGACAUUGAUUCAGGUGUACUACACACAUGCUUACCUCUCAGGUGCAACAAGGUGUCAAAUGUUUUGGUGUGAAAGUAGAGGUAUGUCAGUACAUGCAUGGUAAGUUUAGCAGGUUAAACUUGAUUCUCUUUGCUGUGUUUGGCAAGGGUAGUGGUGUCACCUCCCAGCAUUUAAGGGCAUCUGUGGUCAAUGUUGUCACAGUAUUUCUUGCUAAAACCAAUUUCUUGACAUCCACCACGCUUUUAUCAACACUAUAAGCACAAAACCCAAUUUUCAAACUACAUUCACCAAUCCUCUGACUUUCCUGCAAAACCAAACAAUGUUGUCAGAUCAUACCCAAGUCAAUCAAAAUUAAAAACAAUACUGAGCAGUCAUUACACACUACAUCAAUAAAUUGAAAACACAGUUCUCAGUACAUGAAGCUGUAGAAAUAAUGUUUAUUGUUCACAGUAAUCUAAAUUAAUUUUGAAAAAAAAAAAAUCCUUUGAAUGUAGCACCUGUAUACAGUAAAAAUACAGUAAAAACAAAUAUAAAUGAGAAGCACAUUACAGUGUAAUCCACAAAAAACUGAAAUGUACUUACAGGAUGUACAAUCAUUCAGCCACAGCAUCAUGUCUAUGUGCUGAGUCAGGCCACAGGACUUCAUCCACAUUACAGGCCACAUUCUCUCUGGAUAGGCAACGGGGAAAAAAAACUGGCGUGCCAGAUCCAGGCUUAUAUUGGUUUCCUCACAUCAUUAGCCACAAAUGUGAUCAAUUGUGAGUGGUUGUGUUUAAGCUGUGACACCUGUGCUUAACAUUAUGCAACACAAGUGUAUCACAUUGCAACGUGUUUUAGUGAGUGAGAAUGUGUUUUCAGUUGUGUCUAAACAGGUGAAAAGUGCUUAUGGCUUUGCCAAUAGAGGGACUGAUUCAGUACAUGGGUUUAGGCCGCUAAGGAAUUUGGUUCAGACAAUAGGGUUUAGUGUUUUAGCAACUGAGAAAUACUGUAAGAUGGACUCAAAUGACAAGCUUGUGAUAUGAAAUCUGCUAUUGUGCUUAAAAUUUGUGAGGCUCUUCAGGUGUGGACCUUUAUUUCUAUGUUAACGAGCUAAUAUUUAAAGAUAUAGAAAUGUACUUCAUUGAAUAAACAUGAAUUUUGCUGCUCUCACUGUGCUGGCACUGGCCGACUCUUACUAUUGAAUUGAUUUUGGACUUAUGGACAUGUAGAAAAACAUUUAUUUCAUGUAUUUUUGACUUACUGCUUCCAAAGAAAUGUGUUUUUUUGUCUUACAUGUUGAUUUUUAUUCAACAUAUUUACACGAUUGUCUUAAAAUUUGCUGGCUUAUUGCUUUGUAUGUUACUUCAAUUCCAACUUACUUAAAAGUUCUAAAGUUAUUGCAAAUAAAAGAUCUCUCUCUGCUA
Messenger RNA from Notolabrus celidotus (New Zealand spotty), 6835 nucleotides. It is a transcript of the gene trim25, whose product is annotated as tripartite motif containing 25. The coding region runs from base 133 to 2307 and encodes 724 amino acids. Gene Ontology annotation, molecular function: zinc ion binding; protein binding. The transcript is spliced from 13 exons. The record is from RefSeq and is a predicted model, not a curated record. NCBI's taxonomy places the organism in Eukaryota, Metazoa, Chordata, Actinopteri, Labriformes, Labridae.